AUGCUACCUCUCUGGGUAGCUUCAGGCUGCGCUGGUGCCACAUACGCCAUCAUGCUUUACUACAUGCCGCUCUUUUAUGCUUUCUCGAAGGGGCUGGGCGCGCUACAGCAAACAGUGCGGCUCUUGCCUUUCAUCCUCACCUUCAUCCUCACCGUGGUCAUCAUCGCUGCUUCUUUACCGAGACUGAAGCAGUACGGUGUAAUCUACCUCGCUGGCGGUGCCAUCACACUCUCAUCGGCAACAGCCCUUGCGACUACGAUCGCGCCGGGCGUCCCUGAAAGCAAGGUCAUGGGCCUCACAGCUCUCGUGGCCGUGGGACUUGGCCUACACUUCCAACACAGCAAUGCCAUCUCCAACAGGAUCAACAAAGAUCUUCGAGAUCGGGUUGAAUGCGCUGCGCUCUUGAACAUGAGCCUCAUGGGAGGUAUAUCCAUGGCACUGAUCAUUGCAGGCGCUAUCUACGAAAAUCGCGGCAUGUCCUUGUUAAAGUCUGCGCUCGGGUCCGUAGACCGUCCUGAAGCAGACCUUCGCGAGGCGCUGGCAGGAGUUUCGCGUGGUACUUUGGGAGGGGGUGAGGCCCAAUUGAUGACUUAUGGUGCGAAAGCGACGUGUAAAGCCAUUUCGCUCCUGCUCUAUAUUGUCUCCUCCAGCGGCGCUCUUUUGCUUCGCGUGUGGAGCACUUGCUGUAUUUGA
Molecule: messenger RNA, 693 nt
Organism: Fusarium poae
Lineage: Eukaryota; Fungi; Ascomycota; Sordariomycetes; Hypocreales; Nectriaceae
Exons: 1
Coding region: 1-693 (230 amino acids)
Biological process (GO): transmembrane transport
Molecular function (GO): transmembrane transporter activity
Source: RefSeq, a predicted model, not a curated record